Messenger RNA from Falco peregrinus (peregrine falcon), 1899 nucleotides. It is a transcript of the gene STX3, whose product is annotated as syntaxin 3. Gene Ontology annotation, cellular component: presynaptic active zone membrane; endomembrane system; synaptic vesicle. The coding region runs from base 386 to 1591 and encodes 401 amino acids. Lineage: Eukaryota; Metazoa; Chordata; Aves; Falconiformes; Falconidae. The transcript has 10 exons. The record is from RefSeq and is a predicted model, not a curated record. Gene Ontology annotation, biological process: intracellular protein transport; exocytic insertion of neurotransmitter receptor to postsynaptic membrane; synaptic vesicle fusion to presynaptic active zone membrane. Gene Ontology annotation, molecular function: SNAP receptor activity; SNARE binding.
UCGUCAGCGCGUGACCCCGGUGGGGACCUGCUUCCCCUUCGCCUCCCAGCGGGGCCACCCACACCAGCCCCACCUCGCCGUCACCUCCUGGGGUGAGCAGGGCCACCCCCAGCCGUCGCCUUUAACAGGCCCGUGUCCCCGCGUGUCCCAGGUGAAGGGUGGCUCCACCUCGUCCCUCCCCUCGGCGCCUUCCUUGUGCCUGUCACUGGGGAUUAGCGCAGGGACAGCCCCCGCCUUGGGGACAGGGACAGGGCCAGGGCCACCCGCCACCUCGCCUGGAUGUAGGAGGCCCAGGCGGCCAAGGAGGACCAAGGGUGGCAUCCCACAUCACUGCAGUGGGUGAGGACGGGGACCCCCCCACGCCACACCAGCCCUCGGGGGCACCAUGAAGGACCGGCUGGAGCAGCUCAAGGCGAAGCAGGAUGCAGACGAUGACACCGAUGAGCUGGAGAUCGCUGUCGACAACACGGCGUUCAUGGAUGAGUUCUUCGCAGAGAUUGAGGAGACCCGGCAAAACAUUGAUAAGAUCUCGGAGAACGUGGAGGAAGCCAAAAAGCUCUACAGCAUCAUCCUCUCAGCCCCCAUCCCUGAGCAGAAGACCAAAGACGACCUGGAGCAGCUGACGGCAGAGAUCAAGAAAAUGGCCAACAGCGUCCGCAACAAGCUGAAGAGCAUGGAGAGGAACAUCGAGCAGGAUGAGGCACGCUCCUCCGCUGACCUCCGGAUACGCAAGUCCCAGCACUCGGUCCUGUCCCGCAAGUUCGUUGAUGUCAUGACCAAGUACAACGAGGCGCAGGUUGACUUCCGGGAGCGCAGCAAGGGCCGGAUCCAGCGCCAGCUUGAGAUCACCGGCAAGAACACGACUGAUGAGGAGCUGGAGGAGAUGCUGGAGAGCGGGAACCCCUCCAUCUUCACCUCGGGGAUCAUGGACUCGCAGAUCUCGAAGCAGGCGCUGAGCGAGAUCGAGGGGCGGCACAAGGACAUCGUGCGGCUGGAGAGCAGCAUCAAGGAGCUCCAUGACAUGUUCGUUGACAUCGCCAUGCUGGUGGAGAACCAGGGUGGGCUGCUGGAUAACGUGGAGCAGCACGUGAUGCACACGGCUGAGCACGUGGAGCAGGCAAACCAGCAGACCAAGAAGGCGCUCCAUUACCAGGGCCAGGCGCGCAAGACUCUUCCAAACAUCCCAGCAGUGAUGUCUCCCAGCUGGACCCUCCCUGGCACCACAGCCUGGCCCCCUCCUCUCCCUGCUUCUCCCGGACCUGCUGCCCUCAGCCCCUGUGUGCUGGCUCCUGCCCUGGGCUCCGGCUCAGCACCACCGCCCGUCCCUCCACGGAGGGGUCCUGUCACCGGAGUGCUCUCCCCUGCCAGACCAUGCCCUGCUGGUCCUUGGGGUCUGCCCGCGCUUGUCCUCAUGUCCCCUGUGGGAAGGGGACAGGACUCAACUAUUUAUUUUCCCUUUGCUGAUAAACCAACAUCUUCUGGUCCCCCAUCUCUUGCCGGGGGGAGCGAGGGGGCCAGGGCCCAUGCCAGCACCGUGACACUGCAGGGACAUGGCAGCCAGUGCUGCAGCUCAAGCAAGGAGCAGAGAUGAGGUGCCUUGCUCGGGGCAGACAAGCACCUCAUGGCACCCCAGAAGGACAAGGGAUGGGAAUACGGUCAGGACAGGGGGUUUGGUGGCACCAGCAGGUGUCGGUGGGCCUGGCCAUGCUUUGCCGUCUGUUGUGCCAUGGCAGACGGAGCUGCAGGGGACCCUGUCCCCUCUUGGCCUUAAUGUCUGUGGCUGGCACAUGCCCCGGCGGCGACCGCCCCAGUGCUGCGGUGAGCCAGGGCAGGAGUAUGUGGCAGUCGUGGUUAUUUAAUUCCCGUUAAAUAAAGAUCCCUGCUGAUGCCUGCCCUGCA